Ruditapes philippinarum (Manila clam) is the source of this 1311-nucleotide messenger RNA. RefSeq lists its product as uncharacterized. The transcript has 4 exons. The record is from RefSeq and is a predicted model, not a curated record. Bases 105 to 812 code for a protein of 235 amino acids. NCBI's taxonomy places the organism in Eukaryota, Metazoa, Mollusca, Bivalvia, Venerida, Veneridae.
GACAUUUAAGGUUGUGAGGGAACCUUUCACAAGCCUUUUUUCUAUCCAUGCCUUCGUAAGGAGCGGCGAUUGUGCGAAACAACUACCUCUCGUUUAACGUCCUCAUGAGCAGCAGACGCACAAGAGACUACGUCGCAGUCCUUAAGAAACUGGGUCGUUUGUUACAGCGCGAAGUGAAUGUGGUUGACUUCGUUGUUGAUUUUGAGGCAGCCCUUUGGAAUGCAUUACGCCACGUUUUCGAGGACGCAGAAAUCCACGGAUGCAGUUUCCACUGGGGGCAAGCAGUAUGGAGGAAAGUACAGGAAAAAGGCCUGUCUGCCGAGUAUGUCAGUCACCGAGGGGCACACCGCUUCAUCAGAAAACUUCUGUGUCUGCCAUUCCUUCCUGCAGAACACAUUGGUCCUGUGUUCGAGUCUAUGGCAGACUUAGCUCCAGACCGUUUUGAUGGACUGCUAGCUUACAUUAGACGGACCUGGAUCGACAAUGAUAUGUGGCCAGUCCAUUCUUGGUCGGUGUUUGGAUUGAGCAUCCGCACAAACAACGAUAUUGAAGGAUGGCAUAGAAGAUUGAAUGGGAGGGCUGGGGGAACGCCUCCAUUCUACCUUUUGAUAAAACUGCUGUACGAUGAGGCCCAGGUAGCGGUGAGGAACUCGGAAUUAAUAAGUGAAGGAAGACUACGCCGCUACCAGCGGAAAAAGUACACCUUUCUUCAGGGACAGACGCACCAGCUGUGGGAUAAGUACAGGAAUGGGGAGUUAUCAUCAACGGGACUUUUGAGAGAAUUCGGCAACUUAUACAAGCCCCAAGAGUAGAGUCGUAAGAUGUCCAAAAAAAAAAGACAAUGAAAUAUGUGCAUGGAAAAAAAACCAAUGAAAGUGUGAAAGUGAAAGUGACUAUAUAUACAUGUAUGACAUAAUAUUGACAAAAAAGACAUACGAUAUGAUAUUUUAUCUUUGCAUAUAAAACAUGUUUUUAUACAUUAAAUGUUAUUGCUAUUGAUCGUCUUCGUGUUGUUUUUUUCUGUAUGUAAUUUAAUCAGAAUUAUGCAUAUAUAUCCUUAUUAUAAGAUGAAACUCCAAAUAUUCGCAUACAAAAAGCGUCAAAAUAUGUCCAAUUCAGUUAUUUUAUAAUAUAUUAUUUUAACAGUCUAUAAUGAUUUAUGAACUAUAUGAAAAACAAGUAGUAAUAAAAUAUAAGGGACGAGUUGGGGACGAGUUGACUAGAGGACGAGUUGUCCAGGGGACGAGUUGACCAAAAAGGUGACGAGUUGACCAGAGGACGAGUUGACCAGAGGACGAGUUGACUCUGAAU